CCAAUGUAUCAAUGAACUGCUAAUUAUUAUUUUUGACAUUGAAGUUUGUGAUUUGGUUAAAUUUGUAUGGGAGAAGCUGAAAAAAUACUUUAGACAAAUAGUAUCUACGAUUACUAUUAUUUGAUUGUUAUAUUAUUGUUAAUAUAAUGGAGUUAGAGGAGCUGUAUAAGCCACUGGAAAGGCCAGCAAAUUAUUCAGGAGAAAAUAGUCGUUUUCCACCAGUGAUAGAUUCUGAAAGUGAGGAUGGAGAAGUGUUCUCUAGUACAGACUCAGAUUCUGAUGCUCCUGUUAAAGUGAAAAAACCAAAAAUUCCCAUCAGACCCAAGAAAGAGAAUAAACUAAAGCAGAAAAAGUAUAAUGUUUGGAGUACCAGAAUUCAUGAGGAUUUGUUGUCAGAUACACUUAAUAGUUGUGCUGUGAGCUACCGUGACAGAUCUAGAAAUGUAGAAUCCUAUGACUACACAUUAAGUGCUUCAUACAGGGACAAUAAAGAAAGAAAUAAGAAGGAUGUUGAGAAUGUGAAGGAAAGGAAGAAUAAUAAAAGAACCAGAAGUGAUGUCAACAAUCAAAAUAUACGCUCUGUGGGAAGGAAAGAGAAGCAGAGGAAAAAUAAAAUACAGCCUAGACAUUUGCCAAACCUUAAUUCAAUGGACUGCAGUGAUGAAGAAUUUGCAACAGACUUGGCAAACAAGUUGUGCGAAGAAAAGGAAUCUCUCAUAUUGACUAUUGUUAAAGUUGCUGGUAAGGAGAAGACUAACAGAAUUUUCAAAGAGACUCAGAGAAUAGAGAGGGAAGGAGGAAUGUUCAUAUUAAACAAUACCCGUAGGAGAACAUCAGGUGGAGUCUUUCUCCUUUUGGUUAAACAUGACAAUGAAUUAACCAAAGAUCAACUGAAUAUUAUAUUUGAAGAGGAUAGACUUAAAGCCAAAGAGGAAUUGAAGAUGAAGAAAAAAAAUAAAUUUGAUAAAAUGAAGAACAAAAUAACAGCUGAAACUAAUCUCCCUGAAUUACUAUCAAGGGCAGAGAGUUUCAGCAAGUUUAAUAAAAACAAAUGGGCAGAGAGUGAUCAAGAUGAUGUUGUGAAUCCUCCACCGACGCCUGAAACUGAUGGCCAUGCUGACAGUGGUGAUGGCAUGGAUAUUCCAAAUGUUGAUGGGAGAAAAUUAGACUCCUACGAUGAUGACUUCUUGGAUGUCAAUGCUGGCAAUGACAUGGAUUUAUUUUAAGGGAAAUCCAAUAA
Molecule: messenger RNA, 1240 nt
Organism: Nicrophorus vespilloides
Lineage: Eukaryota; Metazoa; Arthropoda; Insecta; Coleoptera; Silphidae
Gene: Phax
Product: phosphorylated adapter RNA export protein
Exons: 2
Coding region: 147-1226 (359 amino acids)
Biological process (GO): snRNA export from nucleus
Cellular component (GO): nucleus
Source: RefSeq, a predicted model, not a curated record